GAAUAUUAUGGUGUUGCUUAACAAUAGAUAUAUGUAUUAUGAGAGGGAUUUCUUGGGGGAAGGGUCUUAUGGAAAGUUGUAUAAGGGAAAGGAUACAAAAACCUAAGAAGAAAUAGCUGUAAAAAGUAUCCAUAUAUCGUUAUUGGAAAAGUUUUUGAUCUUUCAAAGAUGGAGGGAGUCGAGUUAGAAUUGCUAGAAACAGAGAUUGCCACCAUGAAGGAAUUGUAGCACCCCAAUAUAGCUAAAAUUAUAGACAGCUUUAAGUUACCUCCUAAAAAUAUGGUAAUAUAUAAAUAAGAAACAUAGAUUAUAAUUUUAGAAUUGUGUGAUGGCGAUUUGAACAAAUAGAUGAAAAAAUACGGCGGAAAAUUGCCAGAAUCAGUUGCUUAGGCUGCUUUAACUUAAUUGAUGGAAGGAUUUAAAUAUAUGAUAAACAAAAAUUAUAUUCAUAGAGAUGUUAAACCUGCUAAUGCAUUGACAAAAGGAUCGGUCUAUAAAGUUUCAGAUUUUGGAUUUGCUGGAAAGGUUAACGUUAGAGCCAAAUAAAAACUGGAUUUAUUUUGUGGAACUCCUAUUUAUGAGGCCCCUCAAAUCUUAGCAAUGAUUCCUUACACUGCCAAAUGUGACUUAUAUUCAAUUGGAGUUAUGGCAUAUGAACUAGUUUACGGAUAGUUUCCCUGGUCCAACAGAGCAGGAGAUGAAUAACUCUUGAAAAACAUCAAAAAUGUCCCAUUAAGAUUUCCUGUAGAUAUCAAGGUUUCUGAAUAAUAUAAAGACUUCCUAAGGGGAUGCUUAGAAUAUGAUGAAAAUAAACGUAUUGAAUGGGACGAAGCUUUUAAUCAUCCAUUGUUUAAGGUUUAGGAAAGUUAGAAAUAAUAUGUAUUAAAGCCUUAAAUAACAAUAGGAUUCUUUUAAAGUGCCACAAAAUGUCAAGGAAUUACUAGGGCAAUUGCAAAAGAUGUCUUAAGCUCGAGAUAUUAAUGUACUUGAGUUAUUUGAAAAAUAUGAUGCUGAUAGAAGUCUUUAAUUGGAUAGAAACGAAUUCUAUUUAUUCGUAUUAUAACUUUAUCCCAGACUGACUAGAGACCAAACAACUUUGAUUUUUAAGGUUAUGGAUAAAAAUGGUGAUGAUUUGAUAUCACUUGAUGAAUUUAAGGAAAUCUUUUGCAACUACGAGUUCAUCAACAUUUCUGAUAGGGCUGAAAGGAUCAUUAUUGAUUUAAGAGAAGUUGUUAAAGCCAGAAAACUAAAUUUGGAUUAAUUUUUUAGAAGCUUUGAUUAACAAAGCGAUGGAAAACUUAAUCAACAAGAAUUCACAUAAUUUAUUAAAUAAUUAGCUCCAGGUUUGAAAUAAGAUGAGAUUGAGGAAGUAUUCAAGAAGUUUGACAAAAACAAUGAUAAAGAAAUUAGCUUUGCUGAAUUUAAAGAGUAAUUAGUUGCUGGUACUCUAUUCGAUUCAAAGUUUGACCCAGAGUAAGAAAGAGCAAUGGUAAUUAUGAUCAUUUUAUUAUAGAAACUAAUAAGUGAUUUAAAGAGAAUAGUCAAAACUAGUGGAAGUAAUCCAUAAUAGAUUUUUAAUAACUUUGAUAAGAAUAGAAGUGGUAAAUUAGAAUUCAAUGAAUUCUAAAACAUUUGUAAAAUAAUUGAUAGGAACAGUACACUUGAAGUUGAGAAAGCCAUGUUUUAAUUAGUAAACAAGUCGAAUAGUCAAGGAGUUUUAUUUUAAGAUUUUCAGUAAAUAUUUUAAUGAUACAUUAUCAUAAGUAUUUACAAUUAUACAAAAU
Paramecium octaurelia is the source of this 1784-nucleotide messenger RNA. Lineage: Eukaryota; Ciliophora; Oligohymenophorea; Peniculida; Parameciidae. The record is from the annotation of a GenBank genome assembly.